Coregonus clupeaformis (lake whitefish) is the source of this 3945-nucleotide messenger RNA. RefSeq names its product signal transducing adapter molecule 2-like. The record is from RefSeq and is a predicted model, not a curated record. Gene Ontology annotation, molecular function: phosphatidylinositol binding; ubiquitin binding. Lineage: Eukaryota; Metazoa; Chordata; Actinopteri; Salmoniformes; Salmonidae. Gene Ontology annotation, cellular component: endocytic vesicle. The transcript is spliced from 14 exons. Gene Ontology annotation, biological process: signal transduction. Bases 131 to 1660 code for a protein of 509 amino acids.
UACGGAAGAGCAACUGUUGAAAGUGUACAGGGUUUGAUGGAUGAGCAAGGGAUUUUUUGUAUGUUCUUGAAAUAAAUAUUCUAGCUACAUUUUCUUUCUCAACAACGUCGGUUUAUUUAACGAAGUAGACAUGCCUUUAUUUGCGCAGAAUCCAUUCGACCAAGAUGUUGAGAAAGCCACCAAUGAAACCAAUACAGUGGAGGACUGGGCCCUGAUUAUGGAUAUCUGUGACAGAGUUGGACAGACACCCAAUGGAGCCAAGGACUGCCUGAGGUCUGUGAUGAAGCGAGUCAACCACAAGGUCCCACACGUCGCCAUGCAGGCCCUCACCUUGCUGGCUGCCUGUGUCAAUAACAGUGGAAGAAUAUUUCACUUAGAAAUCUGCUCGCGGGAGUUUGCCACUGACGUCCGAACUGUGUUGAGCAGGGCCCACCCCAAGGUGUGUGACAAGAUGAAGGGGAUGAUGGUGGAGUGGUGUGAUGGGUUCCAGAAAGAUCCACAGCUCAGUCUGAUCAGUGCCACCAUCAAGUCUCUGAGAGAGGAAGGGGUUGUCUUUCCAUCCUCUGGGUCACAGGGGUCCAGCCUAAAGGGCACCACUCCUGCUGUUAGUAAACCAUCUGACAAUGACGACCUGGCCAAAGCCAUCGAGCUGUCCCUGCAGGAGCAGAAGCAGUGUGCGGAGACACGACCCCUCACCGUGACCGCCGACCCCCCCUUCAACACUAACGGGGGCGGCAGUAGCAGGGACUCCCGGAAGGUGCGGGCGCUCUACGACUUUGAGGCGGCCGAGGACAACGAGCUCACCUUCAAGACCGGGGAGCUCAUUCUCGUCCUGGACGACAGUGACCCAAACUGGUGGAAAGGAGAGAACCACAGAGGAGUAGGUCUCUUCCCGUCCAACUUCGUCACGACCAACCUCAAUGCUGAGCCUGAACUAGUAACGUAUGUGGAGAAGACGCCAGCCCCGGAGGAGCCCAGCAUAGAAGCCAAUGUAGAGCCUGAGCCUGUCUUCAUAGAUGAGGAAAAGAUGGAUAGAGCGCUCUAUCUUCUCCAGAAUACAGACCCUGCUGAUGCAGCACCUGACUGCCAAGAACUGGUCCAGCUGGAGGGUGCUUGUGAGCAGAUGAAUCCAAUGAUUGAUGACAAGCUGGAAGACAUUGACAGGCAACACUCUGAGCUAUCUGAGCUGAAUGUGAAGGUGCUGGAGGCCUUGGAACUCUACAACAAACUGAUGAACGAGGCACCAUUCUACACAGCCUACUCCAAACUGCAGUCCCAGCAGCAACCACAGCAGCACCAAUACACACCUGCCUCCCAAGUCCCCAUGCAGGGUUACCCAGGUCAGCCUGGUGGUUCCUACAUGCCUCCAGGGAUGCCCCAGGGCCCCCCAGCCCAGCAGGCCUACAUGGGCUCUGACCAGCCCGGACCCCUCCACUCACUCCCCCCUAACGUCACAUCUCCCAACAGUCAGCCAUCACAGCUUCCUUACAGUGUACCAUAUGCACCUGCCGGAUACCCUCCACAGAUGGGUGUGGCCCCACAGAUGGACAUGUCAGCCUACCAGAAUGCCAACCUGCCUCCAGCCUCCUAUCAAAUGGCUGCUCCAUUGCAGCAGGCCCCACAGCAGCAACAGGCCUACUAUCAGCAGCCUCUCCUGUAAAGGCAGACCGUGCAGCAGCAUAUCCCCAUCAACAGACACAGUACAAUGACACAAUCAUCUCCCCCCCACCCCCUCUUUUGUCCUUUAUGAAAAAAUAAUGGCAAUGGUAUGAGGUAUGCUUGUGUCCGAAAUGGCACCCUAUUCCCUAUGUAGUGCUCUACUUUUGACCAGGACCCAUAGGGCUCUGGUCAAAAGUAGCACACUAUAUGGGGAAUAGGGUGUGAUUUGGGACAUAGGCCUAGAUUGUCACAAAGGUCAGUGGCUGUCUGAGACGAGGUGUGGAGACCCACCGGAGGGAGACCAAAUGCCAACCUACCACCCACCCAGCACGGCCUGUUUGGAAGGGAUGACUGUCUUGGUUUGCCUCUUUAAAACAGUUAAUGGGGCAGCUCAUCAGCUGAUCCUUUCCAAACUGCUUCAUUCAUGUUGUGUGUAUUUGUACUUCUUCAGAGUUAUCUUUUGUUUGUUUGUUUUUUAAUCAUCUAUUUUUAAAUGUUUGUUUUUCUGUUCACCGUCUGGUUUGGUGUCUGGCUGUCUGUCUGUCUGUCUGUCUGGGAGAUCAGUCCAAAUGAAGGAGCCCAUUGAUGGCCAGGACAAGGAUCCGAGUCAAUCCAUUUACAUUCAGUCAAUUUAAAUGGAAUUGACCCCAACCCUGACCAGGACUUUUCUAUCCCCCUCUCUCUAACACCAUCAUCCGCUUUAGUUGACCCUUCUUGGGGCCAAAGGUUAUGGAGUUCUCUAGGUAUAAGUAUUUGUGUGCUAUAAUCAGCACCAUUUUUAUUAGAUACUAUGAUACAGUUAAAGGGAUUAGUUUCCCAUACACUGCCUGCCUUGCAACGCUCUCUUUGGGUGUUUAACACGUUCUAGGAGUACAUGUUUUAUCAUUUUCAUUUGUGUGCAACUUCGAGGUGAUUUUGUUAUGAAAUUAACUGAAGUCAUUGUUAAAUACAUUUAGAAUUGUGACCAUGCAGCCUUUCCAAAUUACUGCUAUUGUAGGGUCAAUGCAAAUUUUCAUACACAAAUCACUUUUUUAGUAGUGCAAAUGUAAUCUAGCCUGGGUGCCUGUCUGUUUCUACUCUAUUGCCAACUCCUUAUGGAAUUUGUCAUGUAUGCCUUGACAAUGACAACAAUGCAGUUGGCAAGACAGCACAAACAGAUCUGGGACCAGGCUAAAUGGAAUCUUCGGAUGAUAACAAUAUGGUUGUUGAUUAACACAACAUUCAUGUGCCAAGGCUCUUGGCAACUUCGUAGAUGCCCUAUAUACCUUGAGGAACAAGCUGUAAUCGCAAGCUAUAAGAGAUUGAUUGGGAAAUGAGCCAAGUCCUAGCUAUAUCUUUCUAUGGUCCUUCUUCAUUCACUCUUCUGUUUAAAAGGCUUUUGACCAUAGACGUUUGUAAUUAUUAAAUUAAUAUCUGUCUGCUUUUCAUGUUUCUGGGCUGUAGGAAGUCACGUUUUCAUUUAAAUAUUUUUAUGGAAAUAAUGGGCAUCUUUGGUAUGGCUCUCUUCUCUGCAUUUUGACCUUUAAUUAGAAAUUGUAAAUUACAUUAAUUGUAUAUUAUUAUAUCUAUCUCUGGAUUAUAUCCAUAUGAUCAGAUAUUCUUUUAUGGUUUAUAAAUGUAAGGUAUUCUUUCCCCUUUAAUGCUUUUUGUUUUUACUUUAUUUGUGGUUUAUCCAAAAUGAAAGCAGAACAAAUGACUACCGUGACCAACAGUUAGAACUGGCUCUUUGGUCUUUAUUGAUAAAAGUGUGAAUUGUACAAAGAUUUAUAGCUAGAGAACUGUUUGGCCAAACAUUUUCAUCUGAACUUAAUGAAACUGUUGGGUGUAACCGAGGACCAGAUUUCUUAGGAUUUUUUCUUUUUUUCCCCUUUAGCUGGAUCAAGUCAACUCUGACUCAAAUAAUAACUACGUACACUUUAUUUUUCUUUACCUGCAUCUGAAAAGGUUUUGUAUAUUAGAUGUAAAAUAUCUUCUGGCAUUGUCUGUAUUGCACCUUAACUUUAUAACAUUUUAUUUACCACUGGAUGCCUUGUUUUCUUUAGAAAUAAAAUAAAAAUGGAAACAUCUUUGGGAAAGGAAUUGACCCUGAAGCUGCUGUAUAUCUAGAACUCUAUAUAUUUAAAAAGAUUCCAGGGAACGUUCCCAUUCAGUACUACCAAUAUUAUAACUGACUCCAUGUUUUGUUACUUCAAGAUUUCUCUUUAUCUUGUGUUAUUAUCAUUGUAAAUCCUUUUGUAACACUGUCAACUCUAAUAUUCUUUAAAAUAAAAUGUACCUGUGUUCAAA